This is a messenger RNA of Calliphora vicina (urban bluebottle blowfly), 736 nucleotides long. RefSeq names its product alpha-endosulfine (gene endos). Gene Ontology annotation, cellular component: cytoplasm. Bases 310 to 660 code for a protein of 116 amino acids. NCBI's taxonomy places the organism in Eukaryota, Metazoa, Arthropoda, Insecta, Diptera, Calliphoridae. The transcript is spliced from 4 exons. Gene Ontology annotation, molecular function: protein phosphatase inhibitor activity. The record is from RefSeq and is a predicted model, not a curated record.
AGGCCGCAGAAAAAAAACUGAAAAAUUAAAAAAAAAGUUGAAAAAAAACCUACAAUUUUUCGUCAGAUAUCAAAAACUAACGUGGAAAAUUUGGAUUUUUUUUGGUAAAUUAAAAAAUAAAAUACGAACAAUAAUUACGAAAUAGUGUAACAGUGUGAAAUUGUAGAAUUGAACUAUUAAAUACAAAGAAUAGAAAGAAGAAUAUUCUGUGGAGAACUCGUAAAUUAUAACAUUGCAUAUUUUAUUAAUUUUCAAGCAUUUUUGUUUUGUGUUGUUCAUUGUCGUAAUAAAACAAACUAAAUUAUUAAAAUGAGUUCCACUGAAGAAACUAGCCAAGCUACCACUCCUCAAGAUGGACCCGAAGAUCAGUCCAAUGCCCGAGAAUUGGAACAGAUUGAAGAAGAGAAACUAAAAUCGAAAUAUCCUGUAGGUCUACGUGGCCCUGGCGGUCAUACUGCUUUCUUGCAAAAGAGAUUACAAAAAGGGCAAAAAUAUUUCGAUUCUGGUGAUUAUCAAAUGGCCAAACAAAAAGGUGGCGGCGUCAAGCAGGUCUUUGCCAAUAAAGUAACAACCGGCGAUGCCAUACCCACACCAGAAUCAGUGCCUGCGCGUAAAACUUCGAUUAUACAACCCUGUAAUAAAUUUCCUGCGACGAGUUAAGUUGUUUAUUUAAUCCUACUUCUAAACUAACUUCUUUACUCACUUCUACUAAUAUUAUUUAAACAAAAAAAGAAAA